Theobroma umbraticum is the source of this 1517-nucleotide messenger RNA. RefSeq names its product splicing factor U2af small subunit B-like. Gene Ontology annotation, biological process: mRNA splicing, via spliceosome. The record is from RefSeq and is a predicted model, not a curated record. NCBI's taxonomy places the organism in Eukaryota, Viridiplantae, Streptophyta, Magnoliopsida, Malvales, Malvaceae. Gene Ontology annotation, cellular component: U2AF complex. Gene Ontology annotation, molecular function: metal ion binding; RNA binding.
CCACAAGGUUUCGUGGCACCUGACGAAAAUAAAAAUUAAUAAAAAAAAAUUAUAAUCAGCGAGAAGUCCAGAAGCCUCCCCUAUCCCCAAGGCCCAAAGGCAAAUGAAAAACCCAAUCCCCAAUCCCGAAUCCGCUGUCCUCAGUCCCUAAUCCCUUCUUUCCAUUUCCUCUAUUCCAAGUCCAAAUUUAGGGUUUCGAGUACCCCAACCCUACAAUAGCCCUUCCAAAUCCGACCUCUUUUUCGUUGCUUUCUCCUUCAUUUAGAUUAGGGAUUUUAAUUAAAAAUACUCCUAUUUAUUUUACAAAUCCACUGCACUUGUAGUUGUUCCUAAUUCACCGGAACUGUAAGCAAGUAAAGAGGUAAACAGCGACAAUGGCGGAGCACUUGGCCUCAAUCUUCGGAACCGAGAAGGACCGCGUGAAUUGUCCCUUCUAUUUCAAGAUUGGAGCGUGCCGGCACGGGGACAGGUGCUCACGGCUCCACAACCGGCCGACGAUCUCUCCAACUCUCCUGCUGUCGAACAUGUACCAGCGCCCGGACAUGAUCACCCCCGGAGUGGACCCCCAGGGCCAGCCUAUCGACCCCCGCAAGAUCCAGGAGCACUUUGAGGACUUCUACGAGGACAUCUUCGAGGAGCUCAGCAAGUUCGGUGAGAUCGAGAGCCUCAACGUCUGUGACAACCUCGCUGACCACAUGAUUGGAAACGUGUAUGUACAGUUCAGGGAGGAGGACCAGGCUGCAGCCGCCCUCCAGGCACUUCAAGGAAGGUUCUACUCCGGUCGGCCUAUCAUUGCGGAUUUCUCCCCAGUCACUGAUUUUCGCGAGGCCACUUGUCGGCAAUUCGAGGAGAAUAACUGUAACCGCGGGGGUUACUGUAAUUUUAUGCAUGUCAAGGUAAUUGGGAGGGAGCUAAGAAGGAAGCUGUUUGGAAGGUACCGCAGGUUCAGAGGGAGUCGGAGCAGGAGCAGGAGCGCCAGUCCACGGCACAGGCGUGAUAAGGAGUUUAGGGACCGGGACCGUGACCGUGACCGUGUUGAUUAUCGCGAUAGAAAUGGGCGAAGACCUGAUAGGCACGACAGGGACAGCGCUAGUAGGAGAAAGCAUGGGAGUCCUAGGCGAAGCAGAAGUCCUGCACCUCCUGCUAGAGAAGGGAGCGAGGAGCGGAGAGCCAGGAUUGAACAGUGGAAUCGAGAGAGGGAAGAGAAGGUGUAAGAAGAGCUUUUUAUCUACAUUUUCAUUUUGCUUUUUGGCAAUCAUUACUGUUUGCUCGAUUCAGAUCAUGUUUUAAUUAUGCUUCUGCAACUUGGAUUGAACUUUAGUCUUGAUUUGAGCGACUAGAAUGGUCUUUUUCUGGUAGUGUUAGUUUUAAAAGGUAGUACUAGUGUCUCUUUUGAAUACAUAGUUUUCUUUUCUUUUAGUUGUUGGUUACAGUUUCAUAGCUUUGGAUUAGUGAGGUUCUCAUUCCUCCUCCUUUAUUAUUUUCUAAUAAUUUCCUUAUAUUAAUCCUCUUUUUUA